Molecule: messenger RNA, 1196 nt
Organism: Sorghum bicolor (sorghum)
Lineage: Eukaryota; Viridiplantae; Streptophyta; Magnoliopsida; Poales; Poaceae
Product: protein yippee-like
Exons: 5
Coding region: 529-918 (129 amino acids)
Cellular component (GO): ubiquitin ligase complex
Source: RefSeq, a predicted model, not a curated record
GAAACACGCCGGAUCCGGCGGACAAAGCAGCUGCGCGCAUACACAAUCCCGGCGCUGGCGUGCCGCGUUGCAGGGUCGCUGUUCGAGCGCCUGCCUCUGCCUCCCACAGUCCCACCGUCCCACGCACUCGCCCUUAUCAUCGAUCCUCCCCCCGCUCCCAUCCGCAAUCCCCCACCCCCGCCGGGCCACCGCCCACGCCACGCCCCACAGCCAUCCCUUCUCACCCGUUUCCCCACUCUCGCUUGCUGUUGCUGGUUGCUGCGAACAGACACCAUCACACCAUAGACCAUACCACCGCUGCACACACACACACACACACACACACAAACCACCGGCAAUAAACAACUCCCACUGCCAGUAAAUUUCUCGGGCUCCCCAAUCUCCGAUUCGAGGAAGCCGGCCGCGGCGAUCGGGACAAGAGUGGCCCUCGACGCGUCCGCAGCUGGAAUUGCCGAGAAGCCGAGAGGGAUUGGAUUGGAGUGGAGUGGAGUGGAGUUGCGGGAGGUGGGAGAGAAGGCGCAGGCGGCGAUGGGGCGGCUGUUCCUGAUGCACCUGGACGGCAACGUCUACAGCUGCAAGCACUGCAAGACCCACCUCGGCGUUGCCGGCGACAUCAUCUCCAAGGCCUUCCACUGCAAGCACGGGAAGGCGUACCUCUUCCAUAAGGUUGUCAAUGUGACUUCUGGAGUAAAAGAAGAUCGCAUGAUGAUCACAGGAAUGCAUACUGUUUCUGAUAUCUUCUGUGUUGGCUGUGGAUCCAUCGUUGGAUGGAAAUAUGAGGCUGCACAUGAGAAGAGCCAGAGAUACAAGGAAGGAAAGUUUAUUCUGGAGAGGUACAAGGUGUCGGGCCCUGAUGGAAGCCAGUACUGGAUUGCACCAGAUGUUAACUUGGGUGGAAGCGACGCCGAUGAUGUAUGAAGCGUGAUUCAACAAGCUCAAACCUGUUGUUCGUCCCCUGUAAAUAACCUGGGUGUUGUUGCUCUUUAGUCAGCCGGGGAUUGCUCCCAUUGAAAUAAUCCCCGGCGUAAAUUGUUGUUGUUCUAGGUGACAUGAUCAUAUCCCUUCCAUUGUCCCUGGAAGUCGUUGGAUGUUUCCGUUGUAUAUGCGUGUAACCUGUAACCUGUGUUGCUUAUAAGCCCAUCGAGCUGUAUGCCAAGCGCUAAUGACCAAAUAAUUGAAGUUUCUCAUCUCAAGUA